UGUUCUGAUCGUGACAGGCUCGAGCAGGGCUGCGGUCUGUAAACAUGGCGGCGUGCACAGCCACAGCGCUGCGCCGAACACCCCGCUGCUACUAGUCCGGAGAGACGCAGACACCCCCACCAUGGAGACCGAGGAGGAGCAGCACAUCACCACGCUGCUCUGCAUGGGCUUCCCGGACCCCGACGUGAUCCGCAAGGCGCUGCGGCUGGCGAAGAACGACAUCAACGAGGCGGUGGCGCUGCUCACCAACGAGAGCCCCGGGCUGGGCUACGGAUACGAGCCCAUGGAGAGCGGCCCGGCCCCGGCCGGGGGCUCCGGCGGGGACGGGGAGGGCGGCCAUGGGAGGACCGGCACCGGGGGCUUCGACCCCCCGCCCGCCUACCACGACGUGGUGGACGGCGAGCGGAGCAAUGACGAGAAUGGGAACUGCUCAGGAGGCAGCAUGGAGUUCCCCACCACCAACCUGUAUGAACUGGAGAGCCGAGUGUUCACGGACCACUGGUCUAUACCUUACAAGAGAGAGGAAUCGCUGGGCAAAUGUCUUAUUGCCUCCACCUGCCUUGCACGUCACGGUCUUGCCGACGCUGAUGAGAACUGCAAGCGGUUUAUAGACCGCUGCAUGCCAGAGGCCUUUAAAAAGUUGUUGACCAGCAGUGCCGUACACAAGUGGGGGACAGAGAUUCACGAAGGAAUCUACAACAUGCUCAUGCUGUUGGUGGAGCUGGUUGCAGAACGGGUGAAGCAGGACCCUGUGCCUGUAAACCUGAUGGGAGUCCUGACCAUGGCCCUUAACCCCGACAACGAGUACCAUUUUAAGAACCGGAUGAAGGCCUGCCAGAGGAACUGGGCGGAAGUCUUUGGAGAGGAGGCCAACAUGUUUGCCGUAUCUCCCAACACGUAUCAGAAAGAGCCUCAUGGUUGGUUGGUUGAUUUGGUGAAUCGAUUUGGAGAGUUGGGAGGAUUCACUGCCAUCCAGACAAAGCUCAACAUAGAGGAAAUUGAGAUUGCCUGCGUCUCCGCUCUGGUUCAGCCUCUUGGAGUUUGUGCCGAAUACCUGAACUCAACCCUUGUCCAGCCCAUGCUUGAUCCCGUCAUUCACAAGAUGAUCACAUACGUGCAAAACCUGGAGGAAAAGGACCUUAAAGACAAGCGUCUGGUGAGCAUCCCAGACCUUCUGUCCGCCAUCAAGCUGUUGUGUAUGAGGUUCGAGAGGGACCUGGUCGCCGUGGUGGACGACCUGCGGCUGGACACGCUGCUGCGGAUGCUCAAAACUCCCCACUUUUCCACCAAGAUGAACUCCCUCAAAGAAGUGACCAAGUUGAUAGAGGAGAGCACAGUGUCAAAAACAGUGAAAAAUGCAAUUGACACGGAUAAACUGCUCGACUGGCUUGUGGAGAACUCAGUCCUGUCAAUAGCACUGGAAGGAAACAUUGAUCAGGCUCAGUACUGUGAGAGGAUUAAGGGAAUCAUUGAGCUGCUGGGAAGUAAACUGUCACUAGAUGAACUUUCCAAAAUCUGGAGGAUACAGGCAGGCCAGUCAUCUACGGUGAUCGAGAACAUCCAUACAAUAAUUGCUGCUGCUGCUGUGAAAUUCAGCUUCGAUCAGCUCACUCACCUCUUUGUCCUCAUUCAAAAGAGCUGGGAAAUUGAGAGCGAUCGCGUUAGGCAAAAGCUGCUCAGUUUGAUCGGGAGAAUAGGCCGAGAAGCCCGUUCUGAUACCACAACAGGAAAGGUGCUGGAGGUGCUGUGGGACCUGGCUCACCUCCCCACCCUGCCCACCAGCUUAGUCCAGCAGGCGCUGGAGGAGCACCUGGGGAUCCUGAGUGAUGCCUACGCUGUUAAGGAGACGGUGAAACGUAGCUACAUCAUUAAAUGCAUCGAGGACAUUAAGAAGAAUCACUCUCAGGAGGACAAUAAAGGCAGCGACACUCAAAUCUCAUUUCAUAUUGGCACUUGGGGCAAGAAGAAAUCUAACUCUUUGGCUAAAGCAUCUCAGCCCAGCAGUCCUCAGGCGAUCUGGGUUGUUCCCGCUCUCCGACAGCUGCAUGAGAUCACCCGCUCUUUUAUCAAGCAGACUUACCAGAAGCAAGACAAGAGCAUCAUCCAGGACUUAAAGAAGAACUUUGAGAUUGUGAAACUGAUCACGGGAUCUCUCGUGUGCUGCCAUCGCCUCGCUGUGACCGCUUCGGGUAAUAAUGGCCUCUCAGGUUCAGCUCUGGUGGAUGGGAGAUACAGCUACCAAGAGUAUCUGGACAGCCACCUGCGCUUCCUGGCGUUCUUCCUCCAAGAGGCCAGCCUCUACCUGGUCUGGAACAGAGCAAAGGAGCUCUGGGAAUGCCUGGUGUCGGGGCCGGAUGUUUGUGAACUUGACCGCGAGAUGUGCUUUGAGUGGUUCACCAAAGGACAGCAUGACCUUGAGAGUGAUGUCCAGCAGCAGCUCUUCAAGGAGAAGAUCUUAAAGCUGGAGUCUUAUGAGAUCACCAUGAAUGGUUUCAAUCUGUUCAAGACUUUCUUUGAGAAUGUAAAUCUGUGCGACCAUCGUCUGAAGCGACAGGGAACUCAGCUGUGUGUGGAGCGCCUUGACCUGACGGGGAUGGAUUUUCUUUGGCGUAUCGCCAUGGAAACCCCUGACGAGGAGAUAGCCAAUGAUGCAAUCCAGCUUAUUAUCACCUAUAGCUAUACCAACUUAAAUCCCAAGAUGAAGAAGGAUUCAGUGUCUUUGCACAAGAAGUUCAUAGCAGAUUGCUACAAACGACUAGAAGCUGCAAGUUCGGCCCUGGGCGGGCCUACUUUGACACAUGCUGUUACUAGGGCAACCAAGAUGCUGACGGCCACUGCCAUGCCAACCGUGGCCACAUCUGUACAAUCACCUUCCAGGUACAGAGGGGGGUUUGGAUCCACAAAGCUGGUAAUAAUUGAAAGACUGCUGCUGUUGGCUGAACGCUACGUCAUCACUAUAGAGGAUAUGUACUCAGUUCCUCGCACUAUUCUACCUCACGGUGCCUCGUUCAAUGGACACCCCGUCACCCUUCACGUCACCUAUGAGUCAACCAAAGACACCUUUGCCCUCGAGACCCACAGUAAUGAGACGAUAGGAAAUAUCCGGUGGAAGAUUUCUGAGCACUUGAGCUGUCCAGUGGAUAAUGUCCAGAUCUUUGCCAAUGAUAGCGUUCUGACCAUGAACCGAGACCAGAAGCUGCUGUCCCAGCUCGGCUUCGGCGACGAGCAGAGUCUGACUGUGAAGAGCUCCGGCACCGGUACUCCAUCCGGCAGCUCAGAGUCCUCGGCCUCCGCCUCCAGCAGCUCCAGCUCUGCUGUCUUCAACUCCGCCUAUGCCUUGGAGCAGGAGAAGUCCCUGCCUGGGGUGGUGAUGGCUUUGGUGUGCAAUGUGUUUGAAAUGCUUUACCAGCUGGCAAACCUAGAUGAGUCCAGGAUCACUCUUCGCGUGAGGAAGCUCCUCCUACUGAUUCCAACUGAUCCCGAUGUGCAAGAUGCUCUUGAUAACUUUGUUCCCAAAGAAUCCAGUGUCUGGAGCCACCAGGUACCUAAAAGUGUCUUAAAGAGCGUUUCAUGUCAAGAGAAGACGCUGUUCACGCUCGGCCAGGGAUCAGGCUCUCGAUCUCCUUCUAUGACGGCCAAGCAGCAGCAUCAGCCCAGCGCAGCGUCCAUCUUGGAGUCCCUUUUCCGAUCUUCUGCUCCUGGAAUGUCUACUUUCAGAGUGCUGUACAAUCUUGAGGUAUUGAGUUCAAAGCUCAUGCCUACAUCGGAUGAUGAGAUGGCCAAAACCAGCAGCAAGUCCUUCUGUGACAACUUCCUUAAAGCAGGAGGCCUGAGUCUGGUGGUGAAUGUUAUGCAGAGAGAUUCCAUCCCAUCCGAAGUGGAUUACGAGACCAGACAAGGGGUCUACUCCAUUUGCCUUCAGUUGGCCAGGUUCCUCCUGGUGGGUCAGAGCAUGCCUGCACCGCUGGAAGAUGACGUGAUCAGGGACAGCGAGGCGCUCUCGUCCCGGCCCUUCCGUAACGCGGGCCGGGCGGGGCGGCAGCUGUCCCUCUGUGGAACUCCAGAGAAGUCUUCUUACAGACAGAUGUCCCUGUCUGAGCGCUCGUCCAUACGAGUUGAAGAAAUCAUACCUGCUGCCCGCGUCGCCAUUCAGACCAUGGAGGUGGGCGACUUCACCUCCACCGUAGCCUGUUUCAUGCGCCUGACCUGGGCAGCUGCAGCAGGACGAUUGGAUCUGGUUGGCAGCCCACAGCCAAUCAGAGAGACUCACAGCACACUGCUGCCACAGGGGGUCCGGACCCGAGUCAGCAGCACUGGAAGUAACUGCAGCUCCAGCAGUGAGGGCGAGACCACACCCACAGCACUGCAUGCUGGGAUAUGUGUCCGUCAGCAGAGCGUCUCUACCAAAGAUGCCAUCAUCGCUCGCGAGGCCCUGUCUCUGCUGGUCACCUGCCUGCAGCUGCGCUGUCAGCAGCUGACUUCUUUUUACAGCCUUCCUUCCGUCAGUGACUUCAUUAUUGAUAUUCUGCUGGGAUCUCCCAGCGGAGAGAUCCGCCGCGUGGCAUGUGAUCAGCUGUACACUCUGAGCCAGUCGGACACUUCGGCCUUUCCUGAUGUCCAGAAACCCAACUUGUUCCUCCUCUCAGGCAUUCUCACAGCUCAGCUGCCGUUGUGGAGUCCCACGUCCGUCAUGAGAGGCGUCAACCAAAGGUUGCUGUCCCAGUGCACAGAGUACUUUGACCUGAGAUGUCAGCUUCUGGAUGACCUAACCACCUCGGAGAUGGAGGUGUUGAAAGUGAGUGCAGCCACGAUGCUCGAGGAUGAGAUCUCUUGGCUCGACAAUUUUGAGCCCAGCUGGAGCUCGGAGAUGGAAACCAGCGAAGCAGAUAACAUCCUGCUGGCAGGACAUCUCCGGCUCAUCAAGACAUUGCUCUCGCUCUGCGGCAAUGAGAAAGAACAUCUCGGUCCAUCUGUCAUCCAACAGUUGCUGGAUGAUUUCCUGUUUCGAGCUUCACGCAUCAUCAUCAACAGUUCCAACCCUACUCCUUCUGCAGCCCCGAGCCACGACUUCCACCCUAAGUGCAGCACGGCUAGCAGCAGACUGGCGGCCUACGAGGUGUUGGUGAUGCUGGCAGACAGCUCACUGCCAAACCUGCGCCUCAUCAUCAGAGAGCUGCUGUCCAUGCACCACCAGUCGGAUCCUUCCCUCUGCAAGGAGUUUGAUUAUCUGCCCCCUGUGGAGAGUCGCUCAGUCUCAGGUUUCGUGGGGUUGAAGAACGGCGGAGCCACGUGUUACAUGAACGCUGUGUUCCAGCAGCUGUACAUGCAGCCCGGCUUAGCUGAGGGUUUCCUGUCCAUUGAGGAUGACACAGACCAGCCAGAAGAGAGCGUCUUUUACCAGGUUCAGUCCUUGUUUGGCCACCUGAUGGAGAGCAAGCUGCAGUACUACGUUCCAGAGAACUUCUGGAAGAUCUUUAAAAUGUGGAACAAAGAGCUGUACGUGAGAGAACAGCAGGAUGCCUACGAGUUCUUCACCAGCCUGGUGGACCAGCUUGAUGAACAUCUCAAGAAAAUGGGCCGAGAACAAAUAUUCAAAAACACAUUUCAGGGAAUCUUCUCCGACCAGAAGAUUUGCAAAGACUGUCCCCACCGAUACGAGCGUGAGGAAACAUUCAUGGCGUUGAACCUCGGAGUGACUUCUUGCCAAAGUUUAGAGAUUUCAUUAGACCAGUUUGUCAGAGGAGAGGUGCUAGAGGGCAGCAACGCCUACUACUGUGAAAAAUGCAAAGAGAAGAGGACCACAGUGAAGAGGACAUGCAUCAAAUCCCUGCCCAGUGUCCUCUGCAUUCACCUCAUGCGCUUCGGCUUCGACUGGGAAAGCGGGCGCUCCAUCAAAUAUGACGAGCAGAUUCGGUUCCCCUGGGUGUUGAACAUGGAGCCGUACACCGUGUCUGGAAUGGCUCGUCAAGACUGCAGUGGAGACGGAGUGGAGGGGAGAGGCGACGGCACCUCCGGAGGGUCCCCCAGGAAGAAAGUCACAAUCUCUGAGAACUAUGAGCUAGUGGGAGUUGUAGUCCACAGUGGUCAGGCGCACGCAGGGCAUUACUACUCCUUCAUUAAAGACAGGCGUGGCAGCGCCCGAGGACGUUGGUACAAAUUCAAUGACAAUGUGGUGGAAGAGUUUGAUAUGAACGAUGAAACUCUGGAGUACGAGUGUUUUGGUGGAGAGUACCGUCCUAAAGUUUAUGAUCAGUCCAACCCGUACCCGGAUGUGCGGAGGAGGUACUGGAACGCCUACAUGUUGUUUUACCAGAAGAUCAGCGAUCAGAACUCACCCGUUCUCCCCAAGAAAAGCCGAGUCAGCAUCAUGAGGCAGGAGGCCGAGGAUCUCACACUGUCUGCUCCGUCCUCUCCUGAUGUUUCUCCACAGUCGUCCCCUCGCCCCCCGAGAGCCAACAAUGACCGCCUGACGCUCCUGACCCGCCUGGUCCGCAAAGGGGAGAAGAAGGGCCUGUUUGUGGAGAAGAUGCCUGCCAGCAUCUAUCAGAUUGUGAGAGAUGAGAAUCUGAGGUUCAUGAGGAACAGAGACGUCUACAACAGCGACUACUUCAACUUCAUCCUCUCGCUGGCCUCGGUCAAUGCAACGAAGCUGAAGCAUCCAGACUAUCAGCAAAUGGCCAAAGAAAGCCUUCAGCUGGCUGUUCACUUCCUCUUCCACACCUACCUGCACACCAAAAAGAAGCUCAGGGUGGACACGGAGGAGUGGAUGGCGGCGGUGGAGGUGCUGCUGUCUAAGAGCAGCGAGGCGUGCCAGUGGAUGGUGCAGUACCUGGUGGGACCGGAGGGACGAGAGAUCAUCAGGGGCUGUCUGUUGGAGUGCAGUGCACGAGAGGUGAGGAUUGUGGUUGCAUCCAUUCUUGAGAAAACUCUGGAGAGCGCUCUGCACUUCGGAGACCCGGGACUGGACGGGUUGGCCGACGCUCUGCUCUCCUUACUGGACAAGGAUGUCCCUGAAAAUGUGAAAAACUGCGCCCAGUACUUCAACCUUUUCAGUAACUUCACUCACAGGGGUUGCGGCCCCUGUCAGUUGCUGUUGAAACACUCAGCGUAUCGUCGGAUGCUCGUCUUCUUGUUGGGGCCCAACAGGCAGAACAACCAGAACCGGCGGUGGAGUCCAGCUCAGGCUCGGGAGUUUCUCCACCUCCACAGCACUCUGGCCCUCAUCACGCUGCACUCUGACGUCGGCCCCCAGCAGACCCACGCCUCAGGAGGGUUUAAGUUGCGUGUGAGCAGCAUCCCGUCCUCCACCCCUCUCCUCCCCCUCCACCCGGACAUCCUGGCGUCCCUCUUCACUCCGGAGGGACAGCCGUACCUGCUCGAGGUGAUGCUGGCCAUGCGUGAGCUGUCUGGACCGCUGUCCUUCAUGAUAGAAAUGGUGACCUACUGCUCGUACUGUAACGAGUCCUUCUCCCUGGGGGUGCUGCAGUUACUCAAGACUCAGCUGGAGACGGCUCCCCCUCACGAGCUUAAGAACAUCUUUCUGAUGCUGCAGGAGCUGCUUAUGGUGGAAGACCCUCUACAAACCCAGAGGCUCAAGUAUGCGUUUGAGUCGGACAAAGGCCUGCUGGCUUUGAUGCACCAGAGCAACAACGUGGACAGCCGGCGCUGCUACCAGUGUGUGAAGUUCCUGGUCACAUUAGCUCAGAAGUGCGCUCCAGCCAAGGAUUACUUCAAAGACCUGUCUGGUCACUGGAGCUGGGCGGUGCAGUGGCUGCAGAAAAAGAUGACUGAACAUUACUGGACUCCUCAGAGCAACGUCUCCAACGAGACGUCCACCAACAAAACCUUCCAGCGCACCAUUUCUGCACAGGACACUUUGGCCUAUGCCACGGCGUUGUUAAACGAGAAGGAGCAGUCUGGCAGCAGUAACGGCUCCGACGGCAGCCCGGCCAACGAGAACGCAGACCGCAGCCUCCGACAGGGGUCGGAGUCUCCCAUGAUGCUCGGCGACUCAAAGAGCGAUCUAGAAGACGUGGACUCCUAGGUCCCCGGGCUGGCGGAUCCCUCCAGAGGAGAGGCAGCACAGGUCCAGGCAGCCGGUCCCGAGGGCUGAGUCUGCCACUGAUUGGUCAGGACAUUUAGGACUCCAAGGCAAGCCAAUCAGAACACUUUCUCUCGGUCGCUGUGGCAACGAAGGAGCUAUGAAUAUAUCAUGAACUCGAAUCCUUUCAGACCAGCCAAGGCGACGAUAGAGAUGCAUUAUCAUUAAGGGAAUUGAUUAGGGUGCGAAGUGCAGAAUACCUUCCACAAUCACGGAUGACUUCAGUUUAUCCUUUUAAUUAUUCAUUCACUCAGAAUGACAGCGAGGUGGAGGAUGGGUUUGGGUUGUGUUUUAACAAUUUUCUGCUCAUAUUUGCCAAUGUAUUUGCGUAGACAUAUUCAUUGUAAGUAAGAUCUGUUGCAUAGAUGUAAUUUCCAGUGUAAAAUAAUAUUUUAAAGUCUCCUGUGCCCUUCUCCACAGCCAUGCAUUUUUGAAGGAGGUCAACGUUAGCUGCUCUAGAGGAACUUAGAUGUGUGCAUUUGAACAGAAACACCUCCACACGCGAGCACUUGGGAGGGGGGUGGGGUUACGUAUGCACUUUAUAGUCCAACCCGGGCUCUUGUGAAGUACAGCAGCGCCGGUCAGUUCCUCCAGAGUCACGUGACACUUGUGUCCCUCUUUUUCCUUUUUUUUUUUUUAUUUUUACUUCCAACAACUUAUCUUUGCAGUGCCAUUUAUGCAGACAGACAGACAGACACCCUGAUAGCACGCCAACUUUUUCUGUGACUUGACCUUUGACCUGUGGCAAUCGUGUCGUACCCACGGGAACGCCAAGCGGGGGCCGCGGCUCUGUCCCGGGCCUGGGACAGAUCCACGGUCCUCAGCAAAUCCGGAGCGAGCAGUGCCGUGGUCAGCAGUCUCUCCACGCUCUCCUCACGCUGACCGGCAGCCUCAUUGUGCCGGAUCUUAUUCUUCUCAUCACCGUUUUCUUUUCUUUUGCCACUUGUCUUUGAUUCUGGGUGAACUUAACACUUCAGAGGAUCUUUAGAGACUUCAGCCUUAUGCAAAGAAAAAGGUGAUUUUUUUUUUUUUUCUUCAAGCGCACAGAUCAGUCGCGGUGGGUCAUCAGUGCUGACUGCGGUGGAGCUCAGGAGCAUGUUUUAUUUUAUUUUAAGGUGCCAAGGUUACAAACACAAAGAUCGACACACUAUGAUACAACUUAAAAAAAAAAAAAAAAAAGACAAAAAAAAGCAAGCAUGUGUCACUCAUUCACGCUGCUCACAAAUGCAACAUGCAGGUUCUCACCUCACUGUUACCUUUGCUUUAUCACGUUUAUGGAGUUUAUCCAGUGGUUUCUUUUUCGCUUUACCUUUUGCUUUUGUUUGCCUUUUUAAACAAAAAAAAACACAAAAAAAAAAAACACAUACACAGGGGAGCUGAACCCAAAUGUAGCUCUAGUUGUUUUGCAGAAGGAUACGCCCAUGUUACCAUCAUAACUAUCCCAGUCAUCGGGAGCCUUAAAGUGCCUUAAUCUCCCGAUGUCCCCACCUCUCCACUCACACCCGCCACGUUUCUACAGGGGAGUGUUCACGUCCCCCCUCACCCGUCUCCAUCCCACACCAGUGUCUCCUGUAGUCAGCGUAGCCUUGCUGUGGGACUGCAACAGGGCUUCUUCAUCUUUAUUCUUCCCACACGUAAUCCAGGGAGUUUCCUUUGAGUGCUGUGACAAAACGGUUCCAGGAGUGAACGUGGUCCUGCUUGGACGUGGGAGGGCGGGCGCGUCCGAUGAUGAUGAUGAACAGGGUUUUGGGGACGGUAAAAUGCUGCUUCUUUUUCACACUGCACUCAGGCAGAAAAACCUUGUAGAUACUGCUUCAGGCUAGGUAGUUUCAAAGAAGCAUCGCUUCCACUCACGUUUCCAAGACGUGAGCCGAAGGCGCGCCGGAUUCAGCUUUUCACGGGUCGAUGUUUACGAUGUGAGGACCUACAGUUCAAAGCAAUCAUACAGAAUGAUUUUUUUUAUUCUUUAAGUCAACUUGCAAUCAGCUGAUCCACUGAGGCUUCUCUUCCCAUCAUCACAGCUCAGCAAGAAAAGACACGUUCACGCUUUAGCCCCUCAUACAACCCCCCCUUUUACUCCUCCUUCCUCUUUCUCAUCAGUUGUGAAUGUCACUUUGUGCUCUCCGGCACAUUUGCAUGUAUGGCAGCAAGUGGUGGUGAAGUUUGUCUCUUUCUGUGUGAUGAAGGAGAAAAAGAAGAAAAAAAAAACAAAGACAAAAAAAAAAAAUCAGCCCCUCCCUCUCCCACCGUGUAGUUUGUUGCGGGAUUCGGUGUCAUGAGCACUUGUCGUCACAAACUCUCACACACACGCUCUUUCUCUCGCCGGUUUAGUGUUCUGUGAGGGAGCUGCAUGCAGUCUGUGCCAAGCGAUAGUUGUCCACGGCAACACGAGUUGCAUCCAGUCGAGAGUCUCACAGGACUGGCCUUCUACAUCACCACAACUACUUAAAAUUGAGGGACGGGGGACGACUUUAAAACAAUCUUUUGUUGAAUUUGUGGGAUGCUGGGAGGGUUGAGUAAGUGUGUGGUCGGGGAUUGGCAUCAAUACGGGUUUUUACUGUAUUUCAAUUUUGAAGAUUCACUUCUGACAUCACAGGAAUCUGUACUGCAUGGUAAAACUCCGUUUUAAUUUGUACAUCAGAGUUUGAUUAAGGGGAAAUUUGAUAUAAAAUAAACUGGAAUGCACAGCCUUUUUGUAAA
This is a messenger RNA of Cololabis saira (Pacific saury), 10801 nucleotides long. It is a transcript of the gene usp24, whose product is annotated as ubiquitin specific peptidase 24. Gene Ontology annotation, cellular component: nucleus; cytosol. Gene Ontology annotation, molecular function: protein binding; cysteine-type endopeptidase activity; cysteine-type deubiquitinase activity. Lineage: Eukaryota; Metazoa; Chordata; Actinopteri; Beloniformes; Belonidae. Gene Ontology annotation, biological process: protein deubiquitination. The coding region runs from base 122 to 8044 and encodes 2640 amino acids. The record is from RefSeq and is a predicted model, not a curated record. The transcript is spliced from 67 exons.